AUGACACUUAAUAAAAAGUCAGAAAUUCAACCUAACGAGGGCAAAUGCUCAUGUACUAAGGGAGAAAAAUCAGGGAAAUCAAGCUUCAUCGGUAAGUGUACAAUUGAUAAGGAUUCGAAGUGCAUCAACACUAAAUGCGAGUGCACCAAGAGUGAUGGCACCAAAUGUGUCUAUACCACGUAUGAUUGUACCAAGAGUGAUGGCACCAAGUGUGUCUGUACCAAAUGUGUCUGCACCAAAACCAAUGGUACCAAGUGUAUUUACACUAAGUCUAUCUAUACCAAGACUGAUGGUACCAAGUGUAUCUAUACCACGUAUGAAUGUAUUAAGAGUGAUGGUACCAAGAGUGAAAGCACAAAGACUGAGUGCAUCAAGAAUGAAAGCACCAAGACUGAAUGUAUUAAGAAUGAUUGCACCAAGAAUGAUUGUACCAAGAAUAAAUGCACCAAGAAUGAAAGCAGUAAUACUGAAUGCAUUAAGAAUGAUUGCAUCAAGAUUGAUUGUAUCAAGAAUGACUGCAUCAAGAGUGAGAGUGCUAAGAAUGAAAAUGCCAAGAGUGUAUGCAUUAAGAAUGAAUGUAACAUGAGCCAAUGUACUGAGUGCGAAUGUGCCAUGAAUGAUAACACAAAGAGUAAUGAUGACAAGAGUAAUGGUACUAAGUGUAUUUGUACCAAGCGUGAAUUCACCAAGGAUGGCGGUGCCAACUGUAAAUGUACUGAAUUUGAAUGCACCAAAGAUGACAGUGCCAAGCGUGAAUGCGCCGAGUGUGAAUGCGCCGAGUUUUAA
This is a messenger RNA of Henningerozyma blattae CBS 6284, 786 nucleotides long. RefSeq lists its product as uncharacterized. Bases 1 to 786 code for a protein of 261 amino acids. Lineage: Eukaryota; Fungi; Ascomycota; Saccharomycetes; Saccharomycetales; Saccharomycetaceae. The record is from RefSeq and is a predicted model, not a curated record. The transcript has a single exon.